AGGGGGGAGGCCAAGCGCACAGGUCCUAACAGGGAAGAAGUGGGCAGGUCCUGGCAGGGAAGAGUUGUGGCGGUAGCAGCUCUGGGUCUAGGCGGCUCCAGCGGGAUGGAGUCGCGUACUGUGGAUGUCCCGGCGGGCCAAGCAGAGCGAGCCGCAGGCGGAGGCGUGGCAAGCGGCAGCGCCGAUUUGGAGCCCGCGGUGUCUGCGCCCUUGGCAGCCGCCCGGUGGAAGCUCCUGCGGCAGGUUCUGAAGCAAAACCUCCUGGAUGAUUGUCUACAACGUGUAUCUGUAAGAAGAUUUGAAUCAUUUAAUCUGUUUUCAGUGACAGAAGCCAAAAAAAUGGAAACUGAAGAGGAGGUUGGCGCAUGGGUCCAGUAUACAAGUGUUUUCUAUCCUGAAUACAGUAUCUCCUUAAGGCAUAAUAGUGGACCCUUGAAUGUUGAAGACGUUCUUACCAGCUUUGACAAUACUGGAAAUGUUUGCGUCUGGCCAUCUGAAGAGGUUUUGGCUUACUACUGCCUCAAGCACAGGAGUAUGUUCAGAGACCUUGCUGUGUGUGAGCUAGGGGGUGGCAUGACAUGCUUGGCUGGGCUCAUGGUUGCUAUUUCUGCAGAUGUCAAAGAAGUUCUGUUAACUGAUGGAAAUGAAAAGGCCAUCAGAAAUGUGAAAGACCUGAUCACAAGAAAUCAGAAAGCUGGUGUGUUUAAGACUCGGAAAAUAUCAAGCUGCAUUUUACGAUGGGAUAAUGAGACAGAUGUCUCUCAACUGGAAGGACAUUUUGACAUUGUUAUGUGUGCUGACUGCCUGUUUCUGGACCAGUACAGAGCCAGCCUUGUUGAUGCAAUAAAGAGAUUACUCCAGCCCAGGGGGAAAGCAAUGGUAUUCGCCCCUCGCCGAGGGAAUACUUUAAACCAGUUUUGCAAUCUAGCUGAAAAAGCUGGUUUCUCUAUCCAAAGACAUGAAAAUUAUGAUGAACACAUUUCAAACUUCCACUCCAAGUUGAAAAAGGAAAACCAGGACGUUUAUGAAGAAAACCUUCAUUACCCACUUCUGCUUAUGUUAACCAAAAAUGGAUAGAUGAUUAAGAUCCUUAGAAGAAGAAAACAUCAAGAGCACAGUGGAAUAUUUUCACAGAAACAGCAGUCUGUUGUGGGCAUAAUAUACAGCAAGCCACUGGCUCCCCGGGACUUGAGAGCCCCCAGGACUCGGGCUCCCACCACCUCUGCGCCAUUCCACGUGUAGAUUGUGCAGCCCACCUGUCUUCAGCCACGUUACUCCUCAGCCAUCCUCGCCCCGCGCCUUGGUCUCCUUUUAUUCUCAGCCUGCUUGUUGCCUUUCCUGCACCAAACCUUUGUUUGUCUUUAAAAACUUACAAGCAGCCUGUCCUGAGUUUUCACUUUGACCCAUGAGCAACCUAAAUGUUUCCCCUUCUAAUUGAGACAGAAUUUCUUUUGGUGAUUCCCACCCAAUCCCCCUUUUAUUUAAAAUUGUUGAUCUUUGUUCUAUUUUUGAUGGUGGUCGUUUUUAAUCUGUAAAUAGAAAACACAAUUCUUGCCCAGUUUAAAAAAAUAAAGCACAUCUUUCUGAUCUCCCUCAAAUUAA
This is a messenger RNA of Choloepus didactylus (southern two-toed sloth), 1602 nucleotides long. It is a transcript of the gene CAMKMT, whose product is annotated as calmodulin-lysine N-methyltransferase. The record is from RefSeq and is a predicted model, not a curated record. NCBI's taxonomy places the organism in Eukaryota, Metazoa, Chordata, Mammalia, Pilosa, Megalonychidae. Gene Ontology annotation, molecular function: calmodulin-lysine N-methyltransferase activity. Bases 106 to 1077 code for a protein of 323 amino acids. The transcript is spliced from 11 exons. Gene Ontology annotation, cellular component: cytoplasm.